CAAGUUGUGAUUUGUGAAUGGUGGAAAUUAUAAGCGUCUGUAAUUUCAUGCCCAGUGCUGUCCUCCCGAUUUCUGCCGCUGCCUUCGACUCCUGCAAGGAAGGCUGGUACUACCGCUGUGUCGGCCUCGACCCCUAAACCAUUAACUGCCGCCGCCUGUCAAAUUUGUAUUACUUUAAUUUUGAUCACUAAACAACGACGAAGAUGUUGCUGGACAAAAAUAGGAAGAAUGAGAACAUCGCCAAGGGCAACCGGAUCUUGAUUAGCGUCACUGUGGUAAGCAGUGCGGGCCCGAUCCGUUUCCUUGUCAACGAGCAGGAGCUUGUUGCUGCCGUCAUCGAUACCACCUUGAAAUCCUAUGCGCGUGAGGGACGCCUUCCGGUUCUCGGAUCCAAUAUCAAUGACUUCCUGCUCUACUGCCCCAACACAAGACCUGAUGGUCUGAGUCCGUGGGAGACAAUUGGAGCACAAGGAGGAGUUCGUAACUUUAUGCUAUACAAGAAGCCGGUGAAGAUGGAGAACGAUGAAACACCUGCAGCAGCAGCAGCAAUUACUCGCAAAGGUAGUGGUCGGACCUGGAAGGCAUGGAUCAAUAAGAAGUCCCUCAAUCUCAAGAUCUCUUCUCAUUGAAUUAAUUUCUCAUUUAAUGGGGGAAUUAAAGGAGAGUUUUCUAUAUUUGCUUUUAUUUCUAGUUUUGUUAUUGGUGUCCUUCCCCAUUAUUUUUGCUUAUUUCUAGUUUUGUUUUAAUUAAUUUUGAACAAAAUCUACUAAGUCUAAGCUAAAAAUUAAGCAGAACAUAUGUAGAAAAAAAAAAUUGAUUUUCUUUAUUUGUUUUAAAGCAGAAAUUACAGUGCGUUCAAAGGGUUUGCAAAUUUCGCCACAGACCUCCAAAACUUAAUUAGGUCGG
Molecule: messenger RNA, 906 nt
Organism: Pyrus x bretschneideri (Chinese white pear)
Lineage: Eukaryota; Viridiplantae; Streptophyta; Magnoliopsida; Rosales; Rosaceae
Exons: 1
Coding region: 204-629 (141 amino acids)
Source: RefSeq, a predicted model, not a curated record